Molecule: messenger RNA, 4434 nt
Organism: Acromyrmex echinatior (Panamanian leafcutter ant)
Lineage: Eukaryota; Metazoa; Arthropoda; Insecta; Hymenoptera; Formicidae
Product: otoferlin
Biological process (GO): plasma membrane organization
Cellular component (GO): membrane
Source: RefSeq, a predicted model, not a curated record
AUGAGCAGUUUGUGCAGAAAAACCAAUUUCGAGAAUAUUAAUCCCUAUGUGCAAAUAUCAUUCGCUGGAAUGAAGGGAACAACGAGUGAAGCAUGGCAAACCUACUGUCCGAAAUUCUACGAGGCCAUAAUUUUCAAGGAGAUGUUCCCCGUUUUCUGCCAUCGUGUGAGAAUCACUAUAAAACACCGUAUCGACAGUUGCCGGACUUGCACCGUAGCAGUAUAUAUCCUGGAUACAACAAAGAUCUCGAAUUCCGGAGAGUAUGGAUUCCUGCCGACUUACGGGCCGUCUUUCAUCCACUUUUACGGAUCCGGCUCCGUGGAAAAGAACGGCUGCUCGGGCAAAUGCUUGACAGCAAUGCCUUUGUAUCGCGGAAGGGUGCUUCUGUCGCUGAAAACUGAAAUGGAUGACCUAGAAGCAUCCCCCGGAAUCGGAGUUGAAACCAUUCCAGCAUCUCCCAUUAUUGAAAAAAGCUUAUGGUCGACUGAGGAAUAUCUUUUGGUCGGAGUACUAUACAACGUGUGCUUGAUCGACCGUUCUAGAUUUAGAUCGAAAUUAAUCAGCUUUGAAUUGAGUCUGGGAAACGCAGGAAAUCGACAAUUCUCGCAUAGUCAAUGCAUAGAAAAUAAUGACAAUCAAUCAGAAAUCGAGUUGCUGAAAAAGCGAUUGAACUUCGAGAGUCAAUCAACCCCGCGAACGACCGGCACUUUAGACGGCAAAUAUAAUUAUGUACCUUUGGGAUCCAGAAAGCCUUGUUUAUAUGUGAGAUCUUGGUGGCCAAAUUUGGAAUGGAGGAUGAAUAACAACAAUAAUCUUCGCUAUAUUUCUAAUUUUUUGGAGACAAGAUUAGAAAAACUGGAGACUUUUAUGGCUGUUGAAAAUCCUGUAGCUUUCGAAGCUUACAACGAAACGAUUCGCACAUUAAGAGCUCACUGUGUGCGAUAUUUAGACGCGUUGGACACUGGCAGGGAUGAAUCCAAAGUAGGAACCACUAAACUCGAUCGUCAUCGUGCAAGUUUGUGUCGUAAAAAUGUCAAAGAUAUACUUACAAGGAUUAAAAUCAACGGUGAACUUCCUAACAACAAUUACAUGAGGAUUGCGAUGAUUCAUGCGUAUCAUUAUUUAAAAAAAUUGAGGAAUCUGUGCGAUGAUCCCCAACACAGUCUUCCGGAUGUUUUUGUCUGGAUGAUCGCUGGCUCGAAGCGAGUCGCUUACUCGCGUCUGUCAGCCGAGCAGAUCGUCUACUCUGAGGAAGCGACUGAAAUGGGCGGGAAAUGCGGUCGGCGAAUCAAUCUGUUCCCCAGGAAUCCGGACGACGAAAGCGAGCCUGUCGAAUACAGCGCCUGCAAAAUCGAGGCAUUUUUGUGGCUCGGCAACGCGAGGUACGCCGCCGCGUGUUGGAGUGCAAUUCCGCCGGGAUACGAGAUCGAUCACGGCAGAAAUGUCGACACGUUCCCGAAGUACAUCGAGUACAAUCAGUUCUCGACGUUUCAGUUGAGAGCUCACAUAUUCCAAGGUCACUUUGAUCCCGGAAUGGACACUUCCGGCUUGUUGGAUUCGUAUAUACGAGUCGCGUUUCAAGGAUACACGGUUUCUACACGGAUGAUAAGACAAAGUUUAGAUCCAUUUUGGGACCAGACAUUAAUUUUUCCUCCAAUUAUUUUGCAUGGCAAUAAGGAAUAUACUAAAUUUCUACCACCCGAAGUCAUCUUGCAGAUUUUUCAGCAUGAUUUAUGCAGCACGAGGGAAUUCUGUGGCAAGUGUAUCGCGGUGCCAUUAGUGAAACUCACCACGGAAACUUACUCACCGCCCGAUUUUCCACCGAAAUUAGAGUGGUACAAAUUCCAACCACAGAAAGAUUGCACCGGUUCAGUUCUCGCCGCUUUCGAGUUGAUAGAAGUGAAGAACAAAGAGAUUGCGGACGUUCCGAUGGAUGUGUCAGUAGAGGACAAGAUUUACAGCAUCCCUCCGGAUAUCAGACCGAAAAUGACGAGCUACAGACUGGAGGUAAUCUUUUGGGGUGUUCGCGAUAUGAGAAAGAUAAAAUAUAUACCGAUACGUAGGCCGAGAAUUAUAGUGGAAUGCGCCGGAGUGCACAUCAAAUCGGAGGUAAUGAAGAACGCUAGGAAAUUCAGCAAUUUUGAGGAACCACACAUUAUCAUUGAACUGGAAAUGCCGGAGCUCGACAUUUACUAUCCGAGCAUCACUAUAAAGGCUUAUGAUUCGCGCGGAUUUGGCUGCUUCAAAUAUGCUGGGAUCUGUAUUAUCCCUAACAUCCAUGUCUUCCUGGAGCAAUUAAUAACCGAGGAAGAUUAUGAUGUGCAGAUAUACGAGUCGAAAUUCAUGCAGAAAUUCCAGUUGGCGAAACGGCAGACGACAAUAGUGUUACCUUUGCCAAUCGAUUAUAGUCCAUCGAAGGAGGAGAGCAAAGGUCUUAUUGCGUAUAAGAGAAUGGCUGCAACGGACAUCCGUUCUAAGCUGAGGGGGCUGCUUGUAAUCAUGAAGAGGAUAUUAAAAUUCAAGAUCUUUACUAAGAGAAAGAAAGUGGAAAUUUACAAAGACAGCGAUGAUGAAACUCUCGAUUGGUGGAGUAAAUAUUUUGCCUCCCUUCAGGAAGAGAGAAAUAGAGAAUUGGGAAUCACGACAGCGUAUCGUCGUAAACCCGUGGCGACGUUCAAGAUCUAUUCCACGGAGCUGGAGACGCAGCCGCAGUUCGAAGGGUUUCAAGACCGACUCCGCACAUUUGAAUUGUGGCGUGGAAGGAAGAGCGAAAAUCCCGAGUAUGCCGGAGAUAAUUACACCGGCAAAUUUAAGGGACAUAUUUCUAUAUACCGAUGGCCGCAUCCUGAUAAUCUUCCAUGCAAAACGAAGAGCGGGAGAGAUGCAGCUAAUGGCCUGUGCAACGAUUAUCCGCCUCAAGAGUCUGUUAAGCUUCUCGUUAGACUUUACGUUGUAAAGGGCAUUAACUUACAGCCUAAGGAUCCCCUCAGCGGCAAGUCCGAUCCAUAUCUCUACGUGAAGCUGGGAAAAAAUUCUAUCAACGACAGGAAGAAUUAUAUACCCAAUCAAUUGAACCCUACAUUUGGUCGAGUGUUCGAGAUGGAGGCAAGCUUCCCACAGGAUUAUAUGCUGGAGAUUCAAGUGUGGGAUUUCGAUGUUACGACAGCUGAUGAUUUGAUUGGUGUGACGCGAAUUGACAUCGAAAAUCGAUUUUACAGUCGACAUCGGGCACAUUGUGGAAUCGCAAAUGUUUAUAGCACCACUGGUUACAAUGUCUGGAGGGAUCGAGAGAAACCUGUACAGAUUCUGGAGCUUCUCUGUAGGAAGAACAAUUUACCGCUACCGGAAUACGGAGAACACGAAAUUAAGAUUGGCAAGCAAUCAUUUCCCUUUCACGCCGUGAUCGAACGCGAAGGCGAAGUAGACAGAGAAGAAUACAUGGCUCUCAGUGUACUUCAUCACUGGCAAGAUUUUCCUAUUUGCGGAUGCGCUCUGGUACCGGAGCACGUCGAGAGACGGCCACUUUUCAACGUUAAGAGACCCGGUCUUGAGCAGGGCAAACUCGAAAUGUGGAUCGACAUGUUUCGAAUAGAACAAUUGCCACCGAAACCGGCGGUCAACAUUGCUCCCCCAAUACCGGAGGAAUAUGAAAUUCGCGUUAUUGUUUGGAAUACCGAAGACGUGCCAUUGACUGAGAGCCAAUUUCUCACCGGAGAAAAAUGUUCUGACAUUUAUGUCAAAGGAUGGAUUCAAUACGAGAAUUACCAAAAAACCGACGUCCACUAUAACUCUCUGACCGGUGAGGGUAAUUUCAACUGGAGAUUCGUAUUUCGCGUCACAUAUUCAAAAGGCGAGCAUGUCAUGAUAGUUCGUCGAAAAAUGUCUGUGUUCGCCAAAAAUGAAGUCGAGGAGAAGUUGCCUUGCAAGCUUCAUCUACAAGUCUGGGACAGUGAUCAUUUUUCUUCGGAUGAUUUUCUAGGAGAGUUGACACUAGACCUGUCCAGAAUGCCGCGUGGAAGUUCAAACUCCAAAAACUGUACGCUGAAAUUACUUGAACCGCAAUUACCUACAAUAAAUUUAUUCAAAGUUACUCAUACUAAAGCUUGGUGGCCUUUUAUGUGUGGUAUUGACAGCGAUAGAUAUAUUCAAGCGGGUAAAAUUGAAUUGGAAAUAUCCGUGUUAAAAGCAAUAGAUGCAGAUAAUCAACCGGCAGGCCAAGGAAGGGAUCCACCUCAAAAUCUUCCAUCUCCGAGACGACCUGAUACUUCAUUCUCUUGGUUCCGUAAUCCAUGGAGAGCGUGUUAUUUCGUUGUUUGUCGUUAUUAUAAAUGGCGAAUACUAUGCUGUCUUAUGUGUACACUAUUUGUGCUUUUAAUAGUAUGCGGAAUUUACGCUUUUCCAGGAUACCUUGUUAAACGUCUCUUAGGCGCUUAG